This is a messenger RNA of Hyaena hyaena (striped hyena), 1809 nucleotides long. It is a transcript of the gene EPGN, whose product is annotated as epithelial mitogen. The transcript is spliced from 5 exons. NCBI's taxonomy places the organism in Eukaryota, Metazoa, Chordata, Mammalia, Carnivora, Hyaenidae. The coding region runs from base 247 to 708 and encodes 153 amino acids. Gene Ontology annotation, biological process: epidermal growth factor receptor signaling pathway; positive regulation of mitotic nuclear division; positive regulation of cell population proliferation. The record is from RefSeq and is a predicted model, not a curated record.
ACCAGUGUUUCAAAAGAAAACUUGAUCACAUUGCUAGAUAAUGAAGGAAUCCUAAAUAAGUGUGUGAGCGCCUCAAGGGCUUUACCUAUAGCUCCUGCCAAAAGUACAUAUUUUUUUGAUUGGUAAGAACGGCAGGUGACGCUUCAUGAAAUAUAAAUGCAAGAAAGACUCUCGGCAGAGCUCCAUAAAAACCUUCUACCAGUCAGUCUGGAAGGAUAAGAAAGAUACUGUUAACAACAGCUGGAAAUGGCUUUCGGAGUGUCAGUAUCAGUCUAUCUCUUAUUCAAAGCAAUGACAGCCUUGACUGAAGAAGCAGCGGUGAUGGGAACACCUUCAAACACAACCCAGCAGAGUAACUGGACAGUUAACAAAACAGAAGCUGACUACACAGAAGGGCCCAUAGCCUUGAAGUUCUCACAUCCUUGCCUGGAAGACCACAAUAGUUACUGCAUCAAUGGUGUUUGUGCCUUCCAUCAUGAGCUGGAGAAAGCCAUCUGCAGGUGUUUUACUGGUUAUACUGGAGAAAGGUGUGAGCACUUGACCUUAACUUCAUAUGCUGUGGAUUCUUAUGAAAAAUACAUUGCAAUUGGGAUUGGUGUUGGAUUAUUAUUAAGUGGUUUUCUUGCUAUUUUUUACUGCUACAUAAGAAAGAGGUGUCUAAAACUGAAAUCACCUUACAAAGUCUGUUCCAGAGGAAGACCACUGUAGGGCCCUUGUGAAAAAUUUCCGUGAGGCAUUUAUAAAACUCAGUGGGCCCCAAAUCAAAAUCUUCCAAUGAAACAACAAAACUUCCCAAGCUGACUGGACUUGAAAAUAAUGGAAGUUGGGAUCGUGAUGAAACAAGAGAGUAAAUUUCAACAAUGGUCUUCAGACUUUGCCGUCGUUAGGGUGCCAUGGGAGCCGAGUGAACGAGCCACUGUGACCGAAGCCAAGUUCACAGUUCUACUCUGGGUGUGCUGCUGUUGUUGUGUGGUUAUUGUUCUAACGGCAGAAAGACUGAGCUUCAUGCUUCUGACCAUGUCAGAUGUGAAUUCUCAUAGGAAUAAUUACCAACCUUGCAGCAAGCCAAAGCAAUGCCAAGCUUGGGUUCUUCAUGUCCUUGCUGCCACCAGUAUUUUAGACCGGUGCUCUAGGGACCCAGUUCCAAACAUGCCCUUUCACAGUGUCUAAGGGGACGUGAUGUCGAUGGCCAGGACAAGGUCAGUGUUAUGACACUUCCAGUGACGCAGGCAUGGGCCUGAAGUCUACACCAGGGAUAAGAAAAUGGAAUAUCCAAUGCAAACAUAAAUCAUGCCCAGCUCAUGACAACACUACGUAGCCUUUCUCUGUGAAAUAUGGAAUAAGCUAAAGCGUUUUUGCUGACUAAAAGCUAUCUGGAUAUUGAGCCCUGAGUAGGUGGAACAUUUCUGUUUCUGCAUGGAUUAUAAAGCUUUGUGUUGGAGUCAAUGGUCCCCUAAUGUUUAUGUUCAUCACCUCUUCCUGUUGUUAGUGGAAUUACCUGGUGACUAUCCAUUUAGACUGAAAUUCUAGAGUUCUACUAAUUAAUAAUUACCAUUGGCACUGAAAUAGAAACUGAAGAAUUGGACGGAAUUGUUUCACCAACAGCACGUGGAAACUUUCUCUGCCAUUUCUGAAUACUUGAUAGCAGAUUUGCACUUAGCAAGAGAAAAUGGAACAAUGACAGAAAUGCUUAUAGGGGAAUUAGGGUCGCUUCCUCUUUAAUUAUACUUCUUCCACAUAAGUCGAAUUAUCUUACACAGGUCCUUUAAUUUCUUCGGGUUUUGGCUUUAUUUUCUCCAAGGCCCUGAU